AUGAGAACCAAGACCAUCACAACUCAGACAGAUGAUCACAAUGAUCACGCCGCCGAUAAUGGGGUCCGGAGAGCCUCUGGUCGCGUACGCAAACUCACUGCCAAAGCUGUAGCUCUCCAUGGCGGCAAAUCUUACUCGCCGCCACUCUCCGACACAAUUGUCAUCGAUGAUACACCACCGCAACCUCGGCGAUCAUCUCCGAAAGAACACUCACCGACAUCCAAUGCGCCGCGAGAGGAGCCUAAGGCAGCGCGGAUUGAACCCGAAAUUCCAGAAACUCCAGCAAAGACAAUGGCGAAUGGUGUCCAAACUCCACCUCCAGCUGCCCUCGCUCAGGAUGGAGCACCAGAAUCUACGGUGGAGACAUCUCCUUCACGAAGACACUCCCUCAGAGAAAAGAAGCCUUCUGCAAAGGCGGUAACAGAGUCGCGGACCACUCAAAAGCGACCCGCCACCGAGGAUUCAGAGGAAGCUCCUCUCCGCAAAUCAGCCAGACUCUCCUACUCCAGUGCUAGAGCUCCGUCAAAGCUCCGAUACUCAGUCCCGAUUGAGACCAGCGAGAUUCACGAUACUGCUGAAGCUGAAAAGGGUGAGGUUAUCGCCACGCCUGUAGUAAAGAAGUCAAAGGUCAUUGUCCUGAAGAUGAAGCCACAAUCACGUCGGGCUGAUUCACCGACACAUGCAAAGAACAGGGCCCGCUCUGCCACGUUACAAGACAAGCCCAGAAGAACAUCUGAACGACAAAGGUCAGCAGCAAAACAAGUCAAUACAGUGUCUGAGUCGCGCCCGCGCCCGCGCCUAACUGAAGUACUCGGAUCCUGCAAUCUCUCUUGUCUUUCCCCAGCCUCCCGACUUCUAGCCUUUGCCCAGAUAGCCCUGCAAAUGCCAGACGAGGAGGAUGAGAAUGCAGAGACUGUCCCGGGAAGUGUCUAUGACUGGCGGGUGUAUACCCAGGCAUGGUGCCAAUGUGACCAGGGCCAACCAUUCAAGACGGCCCGCACCAACUCUGCCGAACUUGCCCGCGCGCUCGUGCCGAAUACGGUCGCCCAAGGCCAGAAGCAUGACUAUGUUGAUCAGUCCAAGUCUCAAACACCCGAGAAUGACUUGCUCUUGACGCCUGUCAACACUAUACUGCGCGCGUCGGACGCUGAAAGACUCUCACAACUCUACACUGGUCCUGGCGCUCCGACAAUCAGCCAACCACCGCGUGGUCCACGCGUGGCAAACGACAAACACCCUGUGGGGGAGCUUGCGACAUUUUCCGCCGGUCAACCACUACAGAUGCAAGUCCCCAUGAGCGAAAGUCCCCAUCGUUCCUCGCCACUGCAGCCGUUACCACCGCCACUCAGUCGUUCACAUUUUCCACGACGUACGUAUGAGGAUCGCCUCCGAGACGAUUAUAAUGCCCUGGGAGACAUGCGUAAGAGAGCCACGGCACGGGGAAUACCAUGGACGUACAAUCAGACGUUGGGGGAUAUCCACGCCCUUGUUGUGGAAGCCGAGGAACGUGGACAGUGGACACAAUACCGCCAACAGGCGAUCAAUCCACCGACAGUGCUUGCUCGGGUGCAGGACUCCGCUACCGAAGCUCGUCCAUCUCCUACCGGCUUCGGCGUCCUCCUCCCUCCGAAGGGGUCGACCAGCACCCCACGAGGGCGAAAUUCUCCUGCGCAGACAACCGGGAUUACCGGGUCCCGGAACCAAGGUGGUAAACCAAGUAAGAUCAGCUUUGUCGAGGGGACCAUUGCAGCCAAACCCUCAAAGGCGCGUCAGUCAUCAUCUCCCAAGCGGCCAAAGAGCUCACGCUUCAGAGUCGACCCACGGGGCCUGCGCGGAGAAGACCCUGGUCCGGGCACGAUCAUCAACAUGGAGGACCUCAAGCGGCAGGCAGAGGAACUGAAGAGGCUGGAUAAAGCCAUGAAAGAAUUUGAGGCAUACCAGAGAAUGGUGGAAGCUGAAGAGAAGGCGCGCAGGUCGCAGAUUAUUGAGCAGGCGGAGAAGAAGAGAGAGGCGGAGAAAAAGGCCAGGGAAGCAGCAGCAAAGGAGCUAAUGCGAUUGUGA
This is a messenger RNA of Cladophialophora yegresii CBS 114405, 2061 nucleotides long. RefSeq lists its product as uncharacterized. The transcript has a single exon. Bases 1 to 2061 code for a protein of 686 amino acids. The record is from RefSeq and is a predicted model, not a curated record. NCBI's taxonomy places the organism in Eukaryota, Fungi, Ascomycota, Eurotiomycetes, Chaetothyriales, Herpotrichiellaceae.